GAUGUAGCGUCCAUGCUGAGUGUUAGAGGAGUGAACAUGGCAAUGCAGAGUGCCGGGGAUACCUUGAAUAAACAAUUCAGACAAGCGACUGACUGCAGGACUCAAGAGCAGCAGAAAGCGCACAUAUGGGGAAUAGACGCGUUCAGUCUCAUUCCCUUGUCCGUUUAUUACAACUGAAUUGAUCGUAAAGAGAAAUAUCACGUGCAUGUUCGCGACUAGUUCCUAAUGCAGCAUUAUUUUCAACGGGAAUCUCUUCUUUCAGCAUAUGAACAGGACUACCAUCAACUAACCCCGUGGACAGAAUUACUGGAUGUAAAUGGUGGUUAUCAUAAUCCUGGAGCUUUGGAGUACACAUCUUCUGCCAUGAAAUCUAGUGAGCCUGACUACACGAUGAUCCUGUACACUUUUUAACAGUCUUGCUUAGUCUCCCGAAUGGAGGAAUGGCCUGCGAAGAUACAUUAGGCCCUUUGUUUACAUAAAAAAACAAAGUUUGGAAGCUGAAAACUGUAAAGUCUGUUGACAGCGAGUAACAGAACAAUUUUCCCCUCUAUUGUGGUAACCAACCAUACAAGGGACUAUAGUAUUGAACAUGACUCAUGGGGAAGAGCCUGGCCCUGAAACGCACCAGGAUUCUGCUGUAUUAACAUAUCUGGAAGGCUUACUCAUGCAUCAGGUAGCAGGAGGACAGGGUGCCGCAGCAACACAAAGUGGCAGCCAGGAGCAGAGGAAUAAAGAGGGGAGAGGGCAUGCACAGUCUAAUCACGGCACUCAACAGGAACAGAACCGGACAAAUUCCCACUGUGGAGCUUCACAGCACCUCAGAAAGGCUCGUCUGCUUAGUUCAGAGGCUUGGACAGACAGUGAGAGUCAAAAGAGGUCAGCACCUCCUGUUGCACUCAAUGGGCAAAAUGAAGAGCGUCACAGUGGUCAGAAUGGAUCCUCUCUGGAUAAAGGAGAGAGUACGCUGCUAGCCAGUUUGCUCCAAUCGUUCAGUUCCCGACUUCAAAAUGUGGCCCUGCCACAGCAGAUUAUCCAAGGCUUGAGGCCACAAGACACCUCCUGUCAAAUAAGCAAGCCUUUACAAGAGGAAAGGCCAGAUGGGCCUUGCCACCGACCUGCCUCAAGCCACCUUAAGGGGUUAGUAAGCAAGAGCAAAAUGACUAACCACAGCAACAGUGUGCCUUAUCAACGUAGACGAUCUAGCCUGAAAGUUUCCGAAAGUUUUUCACAAUCUCCUAAAGCCCUAAAGAGUAGUACACCUUCCCCAUCCCCGGAAUCUCUGUCUUGUACUGAACGCCUUAAAGCUGUGGCAAACCUGGUAAAUAUCAGAUCAAGUCCUGCUCCAUCGCCCAAACCGAGUGUUGCCUGCAGUCAGCUGGCUCUUUUGCUCUCCAGUGAAGCUCACCUGCAGCAGUACUCACGAGAGCAUGCCCUAAAAGCCCAACUCUCUGGGCGAUUGGCCAGUGAAAGACUUUCAGCCAUGGCCACACAGCAAAUUCAAGAUAAGAAACAACCAGCCACUUCCGGUCAGACUCAUGGGCUAAGCCUCUUACACAAUCAGAAUGGAAUACCAUCACAAAUGUCGAUAAGCUCCAGCAGUCAAAGUCCAAGCCUUGUUUCAGGGCAAAGAAGGGCAGAAGGUUCCAUGCGAACAAGUGAUCGCUUUAGGGAGCGUCGACCCUUUGAGAAACCGGGCAGACCUUCACAGAACUGCAGUAGUCUCCUUCUUCAACUUCUUAACAGUCACAACACAUCACAGCAAAUUAAUGGACAGGGUCACUUGAAAGAUGAACUCAGCACCUUUGGAACUCUAAGCUCUCCUCUUUUUUCAGACAGCGAGCACUCAAACCCUGACAGCAGUUUCACAAAAGACAGCAGUGAUGCUGAGAGCACGUACUCUAGUUGCUCUCCUAUUGAUCUGUCUCUGAAGACAAGAAUGCAUAUACAAACACCUGUAUCUACUUCCUCCUCACCUGCACCGGAAAAGAUCCCAGAGUGUUCAUUAAACAGGUGGAAGCCUGAUAGUCUACCUGUCAAAGUUAACAUGGAUCACAGGGAGGUGGAUGCCUGUUCUGAGAUGAAGCCUCAUCAUAAGGUCACUCUACUACAGUUGCUAUUGGAUCAUAAAAAUAACGAGAGGGUAAACAAAAGUCUGGAUAAUCCAGAUUUGCAGCAAUCUGUAAUCCCUAAUGUCACUAGCGCAUUAACAAGUAGCCAAAGUGUUUUCAGUACAGCUAGGUGUAAGGAAACAAGUGAACUUAAUUCACACUGUGGAUUGAAUUGUAGAAGUCCCAAACUCUUGCCAACAUAUGCUCAAAGUAGAGACUCAAAUAGCAGUGUAUCUCCGUAUACUGUUUACGGGUCUCCCCAUUCACAGUCUGUCCCCUUGGAUCUUUGUAAAACUAAACAACCUUCAAGUGAAGUAAAAGAACCUGCCUUUAGUGCUAGUAAACUGUUACAGAAUUUAGCUCAGUGUGGAAAACAAAACCCAACCAUUUCUUCUCCUGUAAAGACACCUUUACCCCCCGUCAAACUCAUGACCCAAGAAAUGAAAGUUAACCAUCCUACAACUUUACUGGAGCGGCUCACAGCACCAAUUCAGAGAAAUGACAAGUCAUUGUGGGAUGAGACGAAGACAAAAACUUUACCCGUGCCUGAGGCAGUUCAGCAUGUCUCAGAGAUUGAGAAUCUGCUUGAAAGGCGUACAGUUUUACAGCUUCUUUUAGGGAAUGCUCCUCCAAAAGAAAAAUUAGGCAGUAAAAGAAAAAGAGAUCAUGGUAGGAGCAAUGCCAUAGACAAACAGACAAGUCAGGCAGUAGGCCAAAGUACAUCAAAUGAACCUUCUUUAGACAUUUCAAUCAAAACUGAGCCAUUAGAAGAGGGUCAAACAUUCAACUACAUCAAGCAUUGCCAGAAUUUAGUAGGAGAGCCUGGAAAAAGCACCAGUUAUAAUUCCCAUGGAAACAUUAAGCAGGAACCACUUUCCCCAGAGGCUGCCCACGGAGAUGGUAUUCUUUGUCAUCUCCUAAAAAAACGGGCCAACAAAUCCCUUCUGCCAAACAAAGUAGAUGACCUAAACAAGGGUUGUGUUAAAGAAGAAUCAGUAGAAUUCCAGGGACCAACAAUCCCAAAAAAGCGAAAAUUUUUAAAGGAACUAGAAGACAGUGAUUCUUCAAGUCAGCAUAAUGGGGACUUGGAAUGCUCUGGUGGGAUAAACGACAACAGUGUUUGUUCUGCUGCUGGACAUCAAGAGACCAGUGUCCCAUCUAGUCCUCCAGAGGCAGACAGUCCACCCGCUAGGUUUCCACCAUAUGAGUCUAACGAAAAUCGAGGUUUCAAUGUUUUAAAGCAGCUGCUUCUUUCAGACAACUGCUUAAAGGAGUUGUCUCAGCCAAGGGGUACAUUCAGUUCACCAUCACAUACUGUGCUUAAUGGAAAUACAAUCAAGCAGCCGUGUAAUGAUGGCGAGGUCCAGAACUUUCACCAGAGCGUAAGCCCCAACAAUGUUAUUUUUAAAAGGCCAAGCAUGCACAGACCAGAAUCUCCCCAUGUUACACAGCAUGAACUCUCAAAGUCCAAUAUCGAUUACACCACAAUAAAAGAUUUGAAGGGUGCUACAAGGAUGGUUAACGAAGAUGAUCAGACACAAACGUAUAAAGCAGACUUGCCUCGGUUUACCAAGACUAACCCUAUUUUGUACUAUAUGCUCCAGAGGAGUAAUGCACAUCUAGUUAAAGAGGGCAAGGAGCUGGAUGUAGGAACAGGACAAAUUCAGACAAAGGUCAAGAACGGGUCCUCAGGUGAUAGCGAGGCCUUUGAACUUUAAAACUAGAAUUAACACUUGUAAGUUGUGACUCACCACGGCUAAACGGGUCUUUGAAGAAAUGCUAGUUAUGAGACUGUGAACCAUCAGCUGUGCUUGGACUAGAAAUGUGCUUCUCCUUGAUUGAUGCUUUGUUUUCCAAUUGAGCCAUCAAGCAUUUUCUACUUUUUAAUUUCAGUAACUUUGCAAAAAUACCAUGAAACCAAGCACUGCUUUAUGGUUGUUUUCUUUCUCAUGUUUUACCCGACAAAAGAAAACGUUUUUUAUGAAAGGUGUGUGACAGAUUUGCCCUCGUGUAUUCGUAACAGUAUCAGUUCCCACUCCAUUUUCCACACAUGGGUAGACGUUUGGCCUCAGGCAGCAAAUUAUGAUGCACAUGAUGUAUAAACAGAUUGUGCCUCAGCAUAUGUGGGUAAAUAUUCUUUAAUUUACAAGGUUGGAGCUGGAAAAAGAACCAUAUAUUGUUACUUUAUCUCUGCCAGAAUGGUUUUAAAUGUCACUAUUUAUACAAACACUCAAAGAAAUGAAAUCCGUUGCCUUUUCAUAAAAAAAGAGAGGUUUGGGUUCUGGUAAUAUUUAAAAAAGAUAUUUGAAUAACAUGAAUCCAUCAGUAUUAAAACAUGCUAUCUUGAUAUCUGUAUGGUAUGUGAAGUGUGUAUUCUUUCUUAUUGAUGUUUUUUUUUUUCAUUUCUCUCGCAUUAAAAACAAUGCGGUAAUGUGCUUUUAUUCUUUCUUCUGCUUCUUAGCAUUUACUUCUUUCAAGAUGGUAAUUGAUUUUUACGAUACACCUAGAAUAUGAUGAAUGGACCUAAUGAAAAAGUUACUACAAAUGACUGCUUUUUGCUCAUCUCUUUUGUAUUCGUGUAUUUAUGAACAGGUCUUGGUAUAAGCAUGUGUCAUAUGAUGUUUGUUAUAUUAUGCGAGAGAUUGUUGCAUCGACUUGAGACAAAUCAACCCCAUCACAGCUGUCCAUCACAAUGAGAGGAGCGUUAUUUAGGCCAUUGCCACAAAAACAUGUUUGCUAAUGUGACGUUUUACAGUCUUACGUUAAACAUGAUAACAUCAUGUUAUUUUUCGUUCACCUUAAUAAACUAUAUUUAUGUACAUAGCAUACUCUUUAUGAAAGACGCUAUUUUGUAUGAAUGAAAAGAGAAGCAUUUUAGUUUUGAAAUUUCUUAAAGAGACUUCAAAGUAAAUGCCAUGUAAAAUAUAUGUACAUACUAUAGAGGAUGAUUUUCGUCCUUCUUUUGCAUGUGUCUCCUGAUGAAACUAUGAUAAUCUGUUCUGCAAUAUCUUGUGUUAUGUCGGAUAUUUAAGAGUACACUGCUGCCUGUUGCAUGCAGAUGCAUGAGAAGGUUCCUAUGUAUUACUGGACAUGGGAAAAUUCAAAGUCUUAAACAUAUAUAAAUAUAUAUAUUUUGUCAUGGAGCCCAAUACAUAAAAUGUGAUCUGUAUGUUUGUCAUGAGAAAUAGACCGCUGGGCAAAAACGUUUGAACUUUUGAACAAAUGUGCAUAUGAAGAUAUUUUGUUUUUACACAAUUUUAUUUUUUACAAGGAGAAAACCAAACAGGUAAACAAUCAUGUACUGUACAGUACACAGGUGGAUAACGCUGAAGACCUACAUCGGUUUUAAUAUUGUUUCCAUGCAUAUUGAGUAUAACUGUGUAUCAUUAUUUCUAAAAAUGCAUUUCAUUUGGGUGUUCACUUGCACAGAUUUCGAAUAAAGGUCUAAAAUGCACAAUCAGAA
Paramisgurnus dabryanus is the source of this 5571-nucleotide messenger RNA. It is a transcript of the gene nrip1a, whose product is annotated as nuclear receptor interacting protein 1a. Gene Ontology annotation, molecular function: transcription coregulator activity; signaling receptor binding. The record is from RefSeq and is a predicted model, not a curated record. Gene Ontology annotation, biological process: regulation of transcription by RNA polymerase II. Lineage: Eukaryota; Metazoa; Chordata; Actinopteri; Cypriniformes; Cobitidae. Gene Ontology annotation, cellular component: nucleus.